GUCAUUCCUUCGCGAGGUCUCAAAGAGAGUGGUCGUAUUUUAAAUAAACAAGUAGAAAUAUAUCCGUGAGUGGAAAUGGGGUGUUUGUUAAAUACAGUGAUCGUCUUUCUACUUGUUGGUUUGACGAACUCUUCGACGCACACCUACAAAGCUGGGACCGUGAGCAGCGCGCAAUGCAGCCUCGAUGCGUGUGCGCAGCUCGCCCAGAAUGCGGCUAAAGCUAAUGUUGAUAUAUUGGUGUUGCCUGUCCCUGAAGAUAUUUCCAGAUCAGUUCAAAAAGAUAAUUUUGAUGAGGCAGUGAAAGUAAUCUCAAGCUUAGCGAAGGACAACAAAAUCUACAUCGUGUCACAUUUCCUGGAGAAGGUGCGAUGCCAGGAGAAAACUGAAAUUAUCAGGAAUAACCUGGUUUUCGACCGGCAAGGGAGCGUCGUUUAUAUCUAUAGGAAGCCCCUGGACCUUACUGCCACCUGCAACGUCACGGCCACCGGAACCACAUUCGUAACCGAUUUCGGAGUCAACUUCGGUGUGCUCAUGCCAGAGGAUUUGGUGCUGAGAAAUCUGCAAGGGAAGAACUUUGUAGUGGCUGGCGAGUGGGGGUCAGAGAUUCCGGCUCUUGCAGCUCCUCAAUUCUUCAAAUCCUGGGCGUUCACCACCAAUGCGAACCUGGUGACGUCUUCCGGGAUAUUCUCUGGGAAGGCUGGAGGAACUGGCCAUGGAACUGACCUCGUUGCCGCUGAACUGAAGAAGGAUGGGGGAGAUGUCAUCAACGCUCCUAUUGCCACCACGUCUCCUCACGUUCAGGACCUGAGCCAGUACAUCAUCAAGCCCCUGGACCUCGCCAAACAGGAUGUGCGGGAAACGGUGUGCCAUGGACAGUUCUGCUGCCAUUUCCAGGUCAAGACCAGUGCCUCUGGAGCCCAAGGCUUGAAUUUCGGCCUCGCCGCGUUUGAAGGCCUCCGCCAUUACGGAGGUGGUCAGAACAUCGGUACACAGGAAUGCGCUCUUCUCCCCUGCGUUGGAAGCCUCAAGAGUUCUUGUGAUAUUGGAUCCAUCAACAACACCAACAUCAUAUUCGACGAAAUCUCCAUCACUGCUAACUUCAAACCCACAGAAUCUGCUCAGUUUCCGAUCAUCCUGUCAACCGACACUCUGUCAAAUAGUCAAUUCCGGUUUGACAGCAAACACGAGAACAAUACGAACCAAGUAACUGUCAAACUGUACGAUGGACAAAACCUUUUUAAUUUCGGCAUUCUUGGAAGAGAUUUCUCGAAGGAUUAUGUAGAGAAAACUGUAAUCUAUGAUAAUAAUGAUGGUUUGACGUAUAAAAUCUAUGAGUACGUUAACAGUGAUGAGGUUCUAGAGUUCUGCGAUUAUGUCUGGAUCCGAUUGAGGGUACUUAUUUUCGUUGUUUCUAUCUACGUUUUGGAAAUGAUGUAAAUGUAAGUUUGUAAUUAAGUAGGUAUAUUAUUUUUACAUAAUUUCGUCGCGCCAUAUUUGUUUUGUGUAUUUGCA
Molecule: messenger RNA, 1512 nt
Organism: Cydia amplana
Lineage: Eukaryota; Metazoa; Arthropoda; Insecta; Lepidoptera; Tortricidae
Product: vanin-like protein 1
Exons: 8
Coding region: 76-1437 (453 amino acids)
Source: RefSeq, a predicted model, not a curated record